Rhodamnia argentea is the source of this 1543-nucleotide messenger RNA. Its product is annotated as UPF0481 protein At3g47200-like. Lineage: Eukaryota; Viridiplantae; Streptophyta; Magnoliopsida; Myrtales; Myrtaceae. The transcript has 2 exons. The record is from RefSeq and is a predicted model, not a curated record. Bases 70 to 1425 code for a protein of 451 amino acids.
AAGGUCUGAAGCCUCAUCCAAGAGCUUGCACAUUAGAGCCCACCAAAACAGCAUAUACUCAAAUCCUCCAUGUCGAGCGACUCGAAACCCCGCGUUAACCAGAGUUGGCCGCACCAUGCCAUUGACAUCGGCAAUCUGCUAUCGAAUUUGGAGGGGAAGACCCAAAAGAUGCCGAAACAGUUGAGCCGAUCCGCGGGCAGGAACUCUUGCUGCAUCUUCAGGGUCCCUCGGAGUCUGGCCGAGAUCAAUGAGAAAGCCUAUCAGCCCCACAUACUCUCCAUUGGCCCGUACCACCACGGCAAAAAUGAGUUCAUCAUGAUCGAGGAGCACAAGGGUCAAUUCCUCCGCGACCUCCUCACCCGGAUAAAGGAAAGAGGCAUCGGGUUCGAGGACUUGGUCAGGGACAUUGUACCGAUGGAGGAUAAGAUCCGGAAGAGCUACUCGGAAACCUUGGACAUUGGUAGCCAAGACCUCAUUGAAAUGAUGAUACUCGAUGGUUGCUUCAUCAUCGAGCUCUUCUGCAAAGUCGGGAAGUUGGUUUCCCUCCAUCGUGAUGACCCGCUAUUGAGCAUACCUUGGAUGCUGCCUUUCCUGACGCGCGACCUCCUCGCGCUCGAGAACCAAAUCCCGUUUUUCAUCCUCAAGCGCAUAUUCGCAUUGGCUGUGGGAUCGAGCGACAAUGGCAGUUACUCUUUGGCCGAGCUUUCGCUGAAAUUCUUCAACCGCAUGGACGACAGGCCAACAGAUGUCCUGAAGAAGUACUAUCACGGAGAAGGGAAACAUUUGCUCGACCUGUUCCGAUUGAGCUAUAUCCCGGAGGUUCGAGAAACAUCCAGGAAGCCGAGCAAGUACCUCCGCCUGGUACAGCCGGCGAAGAAGCUGAACGUGGCCGGAGUCGAGUUCAAGCCGAGGAAUUCUUCAAGCUUCUUGGACAUCAAAUUCCGGAACAUCAACGGCACCCUAGAAAUCCCGGUCCUGAAACUCGACGACUUCCUGAGUUCUCUCUUGCUCAACUUCGUUGCUUUCGAGCAGUGCUACCACCACUGCACGAAGCACAUCACGACCUACGCCACUUUCAUGGGACGGCUCAUGAACACGCCGGCAGAUGCCGGGUUCCUCAGCGACCGAAAGAUCGUGGAGAACUACUUAGGGGGGGACGAGGAGGUGGCUCGCUUCUUCAGCAUCAUCGGGAAAGACGUGGCAUUCGACAUCGAAAGGAGCUAUCUGUCCGAGGUUUUCGAGGACGUGAACCGGUACUACCAGAACGGUUGGCACGUCCGAUGGGCCGGCUUCAAGCACACCUACUUCAACACCCCAUGGUCCUUCAUGUCGGCCUUGGCGGCACUCGUGCUUCUUAUACUCACCAUGGUUCAGUCCUUCUUUGCUGUCUAUGCAUAUUUCUAUCCUCGUGGCAACCAUAAUUAGCAGAAGUCUGGGUUUGCCAUUUUCAGGAAUUGUUCGAGGUUGAGCUGCAAAUCUAGUUGAAUCUGUUGGGAGUUUGUGUGAUUGAAGGUUCAAAAUGGUUCUUCACCACUUGUGUUGA